This is a messenger RNA of Contarinia nasturtii (swede midge), 1570 nucleotides long. Its product is annotated as ubiquitin-conjugating enzyme E2 N. The record is from RefSeq and is a predicted model, not a curated record. The transcript is spliced from 3 exons. Bases 551 to 1000 code for a protein of 149 amino acids. NCBI's taxonomy places the organism in Eukaryota, Metazoa, Arthropoda, Insecta, Diptera, Cecidomyiidae.
UUGCCCCACUCACAUUAGUUCAUUCUUCAAACGAUACACGCAGCGAAUUUGCUGUGAAAAUCUAUACAAAUUUAGAACAUUAUUAUUUCUUUCUCUCUCGCUAAAAAGAGACCUCCACACACACACACACAUAACCGAUAAAAUAUAUUGGACCAAAGCAAAAAAAAAGCAGCACACAAGGAGAAGAAAACGAAAAAGAAGAAGCGACAUUAAAAUAAAAUAAAAUACGUACGAAAUAGAUGUCGUUUAUACAACAAUAGAAAACAGAAAAAAAUCUAACACGAAUUGGCGAACAAACCGCAGAGAAAAUUCAUUUCACACAAGGGCGAAUUCAUCUCAUACAGUGACUAAGCAGCGCAUUAUCGUCGUCAUUCAAUAUUCUAUUAACGAAAUUGAAAGAAAAUACAGAAUUUUUUUUUGAACAAGAUAAAGUGCUUUGAAAAGCCACACAUUGAAUAAUACCUUUUGAUCGGCUCGAGUGUUAAAUAAUUCGAAUCGUUUUAAAUUCUAUAGUUUUGUGGUGUUUUUAUUUGACAGUAAUAAAAUAAAUAUGGCUGCACUGUCACGUCGAAUUGUAAAAGAAACAAUGCGUUUGCUGCAGGAACCAGUGCCCGGCAUCAGUGCCGUUCCCGAUGAAAACAAUGCACGUUAUUUUCAUGUCAUCGUCACCGGACCAUCAGAUUCACCAUUCGAAGGUGGCCUAUUCAAAUUGGAAUUAUUUUUACCCGAAGAUUAUCCAAUGUCAGCGCCAAAAGUACGAUUCAUUACGAAAAUCUAUCAUCCAAACAUUGAUCGCUUAGGUCGGAUAUGUUUAGAUAUAUUGAAAGAUAAAUGGAGUCCAGCACUGCAAAUUCGCACCGUCCUAUUGUCUAUUCAAGCUUUGCUAUCAGCACCAAAUCCAGACGAUCCACUUGCCAACGAUGUGGCAGAACUUUGGAAGGUGAAUGAAAGUGAGGCUAUCCGUAAUGCAAAGGAAUGGACUCAUCGAUAUGCAAUGUAAAUGAUGAUUUUGUACAUGAGUUUCGAGAGGAGGAGAUUGAAUCGCGGGCAUGCGAUCCACUAACGUUUAUGGUAACAAGAAAAUAAAAACAACAACAUUUAAAUGAGUAAAAGUUUGAAAGAUGAGAUGAUAGAGUGAAUAGAAUAUAAACAAUUUUCAGUGUGUGUUAUCAUUGUGGAAACAGAAACUUAAACGAUUUGUUUGAAACAAGGGCAAUUAAGAACAUGCAAAAAUAAAAACAAAGUAAAUAAAAAUCAACCACAAGAAAAGAAGAACACUACACACAAAACAAGAUUUAAAUUAUGAAACAUGAAUGAGAUACAUGGAAUAAUUUGAUUUAAUUGGAUUUAUACUGUACUAUGAUAAAGAAAACGUUCUAAUAAAUUUUUGAGGGAAAUAAAUUAAGAGCAAAUCACUCAAAAAACCAAGAAACACACAAGCAAAUUAAGCAUCAAUCCGAUUAAUUUAAAGAAUAAAAAUAUUUACUAUAAAACAAUGAAAAAUAAAAAGCUACAACAACAACAACAACAAAAUUAUAAAAAAUGGCAAAAAUAAAUCAUUUUAUAUUAG